AUGGCGAGCGCAAUGCGCGUGCUGCUGCUGGCAGCGCUGGCGGUGGGGCUGCUGGCGACGGCAGCGAGUGCAGGUCGGGACGCGAUGAAGGCAGCGAGGGCGCUGGUGCCAGGGGGGGGCAGGCGCAUUCUGGCGGCUGAGACCUUCGCUCACGACGCCCCUCUGCCCGGCUACCUCGACCACAUCCCCCGCCGCCAGACCCUCGCCACCACGUGCGGGCGCACGACGGUGACGAUCCGGUCGCAGUACAUCGGGCCGUACGACCUGCACAACAACAUCUACAACAUGACCUUCUACAACGGCUGCGCCUACAACGUCACCAGCCCGCUGCGUGUGUAUGCGUGCUUCAACUUCAACAACAUCUGGGAGGGCAUCCUCGACAACCCCGCACCCAACCCCACGCAGUACCAGACAGGCGACAUCUUUGUGCAGACCUCGCCGGGGUACUGUGAGAUGCGCUUGAACCGCGGUGCUACCGGCACGCUGCAGAUGCUCCCCGGGGAGACGGUCAACAUUUUGUAUGCGUGGACCAGUGACUUCCGCCCCUGCGUGCAGGAGCUGCGCUUCGGCAACGGCAACAGCUACUCCAUGACCAACAACACCGAGUGCAAGACCGCUACUGUCAUUUGA
This is a messenger RNA of Closterium sp. Yama58-4, 630 nucleotides long. Lineage: Eukaryota; Viridiplantae; Streptophyta; Zygnematophyceae; Desmidiales; Closteriaceae. The record is from the annotation of a GenBank genome assembly.